This is a messenger RNA of Conger conger (European conger), 4100 nucleotides long. RefSeq names its product enhancer of polycomb homolog 1-like. NCBI's taxonomy places the organism in Eukaryota, Metazoa, Chordata, Actinopteri, Anguilliformes, Congridae. Gene Ontology annotation, cellular component: piccolo histone acetyltransferase complex. Gene Ontology annotation, biological process: regulation of transcription by RNA polymerase II. The coding region runs from base 292 to 2805 and encodes 837 amino acids. The transcript has 14 exons. The record is from RefSeq and is a predicted model, not a curated record.
UUGGGCCGCUAGGAGCGAACGGAGAGUAGAGAGUUUUUAAUGUCCGCCAUGUUGGCCAUGGCGUAUUGAACCGGGGAGAGUAAGCGGAGUGACUGAAAAAAGAGACCGAGAGAGAGCGACCAAGAUCCGGGCCUUCCCGGCUCCGUUCGCCUUCGCCAUUUAUACAUAUUUUUAUCAAUCGAUCAAUAGACUCCUGGAGAACGCAACAGACCCAUCCAUGAGAAAUGAAACGGGAUCAGUUGUGAAUUUUAGGGGAUCGGAUAGAUUUAUGCUGCAUCUCGAAUUAUAAAAAUGAGUAAAUUGUCGUUUCGGGCACGGGCGCUGGACGCUUCCAAGCCACUACCCGUCUUCCGCUGCGAGGACUUACCCGACCUGCACGAAUAUGCCUCUAUUAACCGGGCAGUACCGCAGAUGCCGACUGGAAUGGAGAAAGAGGAGGAAUCGGAGCACCAUCUCCAGAGAGCCAUCUCGGCGCAGCAGGUCUACGGGGAGAAGAGAGACAGCAUGGUGAUCCCCGUGCCCGAAGCAGAGAGCAACAUCGCGUACUACGAGUCUCUCUACCCCGGGGAGUUCCACAUGCCCAAGCAGCUCAUUCACCUGCAGCCUUUCAGUCUGGAUGCGGAGCAGCCGGACUAUGACCUGGACUCGGAGGACGAGGCGUUUCUGAACAAGCUGAAGAAGAAGAUGGAGCUGACUCCGCUGCAGCUGGAGGAGAUGAUCGACCGGCUGGAGAAGGGCAGCGGGCAGCAGAUGGUGACUCUGCCGGAGGCCAAGCUGCUCCUGAAGGAGGACGACGAGCUGAUCCGGGAGGUGUUCGAGUACUGGACCCGCAAGCGGAAAACCUGCAAGAGCGCCUCCCUCAUCCCCACCGUCAAACAGGAGAAGCGCGACGGCUCCAGCACCAACGACCCGUACGUGGCCUUCCGCAGGAGGACCGAGAAGAUGCAGACGCGCAAGAACCGUAAGAACGACGAGGCGUCGUACGAGAAGAUGCUGAAGCUCCGUCGGGACCUGAGCCGGGCCGUGACCAUCCUGGAGAUGAUCAAGAGGCGGGAGAAGAGCAAGAGGGAGCUGCUGCACCUGACCCUGGAGAUCAUCGAGAAGAGGCACAGCAUGGCGGACUUUGGCGGUGAGAUAAUGGCGGAGGUCCUGGCCCAGAGGGCGCUGGUGAAGCCGCUCUACACCGUACCCAUCAUCCCCUCACCGUACCGCCACCAGGACCACAUGGAGCUGAAGGACUACAAACCCAAAGUACGCCCACAUUUGGGUCGGCCCCUACAAGGGUACAAACCCAAGCCGGAGAAGACGGAAGUCGUGAGGACGAAGAGGAAAUACGAGAAGAAGCCCAAAGUCUUGCCUUUAUCCGCCUCCACCCCAAAUUCGGGACCUUCCAUAUUCAACGCCAAGGACCUGAACCAGUACGACUUCCCCAGCUCUGACGACGAGCCCCAGAUGCUCUCAGGCUCCUCUGACGCGGAGGAGGAGAACGAUCCAGACGGUCCUUUCGCUUUCCGACGGAAGGCAGGCUGUCAAUACCACACUUCUCGAUUGGACCAAAGCGGCAGCUGGCCCUGGGACAGUCCCGUGGGCGGUGGCCCUGGACACUCCCGCUACAGAUACUGCCUCACCACUCUGACCGUACCUCACCGCUGCGUGGGGCUGGCGCGGAGACGCGUGGGCCGGGGGGGCAGGGUUUUGCUGGACAGAGCGCACUCGGACUUUGAGCAGGUAUUUCAUGGGCUGGAUCCGGAAAUGCUGGCCUCCCCGCCCCUCUCGCCAGCGGGCCGGCUGGGCGGUACCUCAGAAACACAGCAGACCUCGGACAGAGCCGCCUCUGUGGACCUCAGACAGAUACUGUUGAACAUUAAAGCGUGUCGUUGGAGACACUUCAGGCCCCGGACACUCCCACUGCACGACUCAGACUGCAGGCACGCCUCCAGGAGGAACUCCCGCGGAUACCGUUUGUCCUCCACCCAACCCGGGACCCAGUCCAGCGCCUCCGCUCCCGGCCGAGGGGCCCCCGCUCCCAGCCGAGGGGCCCCCACGCCCGUCCCUGCGCUGACGGCUGAGCAGUACCAGGAGCACCAGGAGCAGCUGGCUCUGAUGCAGAAGCAGCAGCGUGAGCAGAGCCAGCAGCAGCGUGAGCAGAGCCAGCUCCAGCUGCAGCCGAGCAGUGGGGCGACCGUGCCCUGCAGCAUCCAGGGUUUGGUGUCACAGACUCUGGACUCUGCUGGAGCGCAGUUUGCUGCCACCGCUCUGGUGUCGGCUGAGCAUCUGGUGCUCCUGAAGGCCAAGGAGGAGCCAGCACUGGGGUCAGGGGUCAACGGCGUCCUGCAGGCCUCCGGAGUAUAUAAGGGCUUACACCUCUCGAGCGCCACGCCCGCUGCCCUCGCCCCCUUGAGCCAGUCUCCCGCCCCCGGGGGCCCCGCCUUUUUCCAUCCCUCCAGCAACAGCAACCACGGCAACAGUGCCGCCCCGGCGAUGCCCACGCAGCCGGCCGGUCACCACGGCGCCGCCGCCCCCACUACUCAGGUUCUGAUGGGCAGCGGCGUGCGUCUGCGUGUGCCCUCUCCCGCCGGGGCCGCCGUGGGGAACGCCAUCGCCUCUCUCAGCGCCCGCCACCUGCCCCGCGCUCUGACCACCGUCGCCCCGUCUGCCUUAAAGCUGGCCGCCGCUGCCAACCGCCAGAUCUCCAAGGUCUCUGCCACGCCCAACAUGGACCUGGGGCCCAGGGAAAACCGUGAGAAAGAGAAGACAGCCCUGAGCAGCAUAGCAGACACCACAGUGGCCAUGGAGGUCACGUAGGGGCGGGCCCCGGGGGUGGGGCGGGGCCUGGGCGCAGGGGCGGGGCCUGGGCGCUAUGCAUCGUAGCAUUGUGAAUGCAAAGCGACGACGGAAUGCGGCACGUUCUGUUUCCAUGGCAACUUCGUUGGGACUCGAUUGCAAUGCUCAUCUCUCAUGCUUUUCUCUGUCCAUUCUUUGUUACUGUUAAUAAGAGGUAUCAAAGCGUCUGUAAAUUAUAAAUAUGGCUAUUAUAUGUACAGUAAUGACCCCCCCCCCCCCCUUGUAUAUACGUUACUUGAAUACGGAAACUGUUCAUUGUGAUGUUUUGCACUUGGGGAAAAAAAAUGUGCAACUGGUGAGAGAGAUGUGAGUUUGUAUAGCGAAGAGCUGUCAUCACUUGGUGCAUGGUGCGGAACCUGCUGUUUUAACUAUUUAUUGUGCCGUGUUUACAGGUUUGUUUUUGUUUGUUUUUUUGUUUUGUUUUUGUUUCUUUGUACACUGUACCAUCUUUGACUCCCGUGACGUAGUUAAAUGUGUUCGGUAGCUAUGGACUCCUCAGUCAUUUGUAUAUUGUGAACAUAACUAGGUUCCCUCGUCAUGGAGGUAAUGAUGACACAUACAGAGGGAGGGGGGGUGUGGGGGUGAGGGAGGAUAAUCAAGGCCUUUGUCCCGAUAAGUAACAAACCUGGGAUGAAGUCACUUCCCAGAAGCCACUGGGGCUUCUGAAUUAAGCACUAUUUCUUGUUUUAAUUGCUGCUUUUAUAUAAUUUCGGUCUAUCUUUUUUGUUCGUUUUUGUUUUUAUCCCAGUUUCUUUUUGUAAGAACUUAAAAAAAUUUUUUUUACCUCUUUCUUGUGAUGACUGUAUGCUCCUUGUGCUGAAAGACCUCUCUCUCUCUCUCUCUCUCUCUCUCUCUCUCUCUUUUGUUACUUGUUGAUAAAAUAGGAUAUAAGGGAGGCAGGUGAAUGGCAGUAAUUGCUGUAUGUGUUUCAUCAAUUGAGUUUAUAGAAAAGGAUAAAGAAAACAGCCAGACUUCUUACCCCCCCCCCCCCCCCCCUUUCUGAAAUUAUGCGGAAGGCGGAGUGGCCCGAGCCCUCGUGUCGGUGCCUUCCUUUGGAAACUGAGCUCUCUUCUGUGAAGAGUACGGUACCAAGCAGGGCUAGCGCUGGUGGUGUUGGGAGCGGAGCUGAAUGCCCUGUCCACUGGCAUGACCUAAUCCUGGAGGUUCCUUCGUCCCGCCUGGAAGAUGGAAACGUGGCAGAACUCUCUCCAAAUGAAAAAAUAAAGAAACCCCAGGGCAUUAUAUGUUGACCAGCA